This is a messenger RNA of Durusdinium trenchii, 342 nucleotides long. Lineage: Eukaryota; Dinophyceae; Suessiales; Symbiodiniaceae. The record is from the annotation of a GenBank genome assembly.
AUGCCCGCCAUGUCCAAGAUCGCCGUCUGUGGCGGCGCCCUCAUGGCCGCCAGCGCCUUCGUCACCCCGGCGGGCCCCAGUCGGCUGACGAGUGGCGUCCAGCUGAACAACUGCACGAGGACCGCGAGGAUGCAGAGCAGCCUGCGCGGAACGAACGUGGAGCAGGGAAAGGCCAAGUCAGGCACCUCCCUGAGCGGUGCCUUGGCCAGCAUGGCUGGCUUGGCCGCAGUGGCUGCAGUGGCCAAUCGCCCAGCCAGGAGAUCGGUGCCUGCGAUCCUUUGCUCUUCUGGGAUCCCAUUGGUGGGAUCCGAAGUGGAGCGGGAUGGAGCUGGACUGGACUAG